Suncus etruscus (white-toothed pygmy shrew) is the source of this 2322-nucleotide messenger RNA. It is a transcript of the gene MTCH2, whose product is annotated as mitochondrial carrier 2. The coding region runs from base 8 to 1042 and encodes 344 amino acids. The record is from RefSeq and is a predicted model, not a curated record. The transcript has 13 exons. Gene Ontology annotation, cellular component: membrane; mitochondrion. Lineage: Eukaryota; Metazoa; Chordata; Mammalia; Eulipotyphla; Soricidae. Gene Ontology annotation, biological process: positive regulation of apoptotic process.
UGUGCGCAUGCGCGCGCGGGCCCCGGGCGAGCCAGUGGAGCCGGCGGGCCUGGCACGUGACCCGAGGCCGGCUCGGUGGCUCGGUAGCUCGGUUUGUCCGUCCGUCUGUCCGUCCGCGGGUGCCAUCAUGGCGGACGCGGCCAGUCAGGUGCUCCUGGGCUCCGGCCUCACCGUCCUGUCCCAGCCGCUCAUGUACGUGAAGGUGCUCAUCCAGGUGGGCUAUGAGCCUCUUCCUCCAACAAUAGGACGAAAUAUUUUUGGGCGGCAAGUUUAUCAGCUUCCUGGUCUCUUCUCCUACGCUCAGCACAUUGUGCGAAUCGAUGGGAAGCGUGGUCUGUUCACAGGCUUAGCUCCGAGACUCUGUUCUGGAGUCCUGGGAACUGUGGUCCAUGGACAGGUUUUACAGCAGUUCUGUCAGGAACCUGAAAAGACUGAGGAGUUAGGAUCUGGACAUAUACAAAAAGAAGUCCCAGCUUCCUUUGAGCGAAUUGUCAAGGAGACCACUCGAGAGAUGAUGGCUCGAUCUGCUGCUACCCUCAUCACCCAUCCCUUCCAUGUGAUCGCAUUGAGAUCGAUGGUACAAUUCAUUGGCAGAGAAUCCAAAUACUGUGGACUCUAUGACUCCAUAAUCACCAUCUAUCAGGAAGAGGGCAUUCUGGGAUUUUUUGCGGGUCUUGUUCCUCGCCUCCUAGGUGACAUCAUUUCUUUGUGGCUCUGUAACUCACUGGCCUACCUCGUCAAUACCUAUGCACUGGACAGUGGGGUUUCAACCAUGAAUGAAAUGAAGAGUUACUCCCAAGCCGUCACUGGGUUUUUUGCCAGUAUGUUGACUUAUCCCUUUGUGCUCGUCUCGAACAUCAUGGCUGUCAACAACUGUGGGCUUAUUGGUGGGGGUCCUCCUUUCUCUCACAUAUAUACUUCUUGGAUCGAUUGCUGGUGCACACUACAGAAAGAGGGAAACAUGAGCCGAGGAAAUAGCUUGUUUUUCCGGAAGGUUCCCUUUGGGAAGACAUAUUGUUGUGACCUGAGAAUGUUAAUUUGAAGAUGUGGGGCAAAGCCAGUGACAUUUCUGUAGUCCCAGAUGCACAGAAUGAUGGGAGAGAAUGUUGAUUUCUAUACAGUGUGGCGCGCUUUUUUAAUAAUCACUUAAUCUUGGGAAAAUGGAGAUGUUUGAUGUCUGCCUUUUCUGUUCUUCUCUCAGAACAACCUAAUUGACCACUGGUAAACCCCCCCCCCCUUUGUUAUACUGAAAUGGGAUUUUUUUGCUCUAAGCCUUUUUAGUUUACUAAAAGAGAAAGGGAAACAAAAAGAAAGAACAGUGUAUGUUUUCCUAAAGGUCCAGGCAGGUUGUCUUAUUUUGUCUUUCAUUUUAAGGAUUUAUAAUGUGAAAAAAUACCAUCCCAGAAGCAAGGAACUCUUCUGUAAGACUUCAGAAAACAAGUGAGGCAAACGCUAGGAGAUGGGUCUGGCCUUGUCAGUAGGUCUAGAUAUAGCAGCACGCCCAUGCUUUCCCCAUGCUGCUCAGUAUACCCCAUUAACUGACUCAUAUUUCACGCACAGGGCACCAAACAGUACCAAACUACCAUAGCCAUCAUCCCCCGUCUCUGUGAGGCAUCCACACCUCUGAUCUGUAAUUGCCAAAACAUAAAUUGUCACCACUGCCACAAAAAAGGACAGAGGAUAAUAGAAGAGAAGGAGGUGUAAUGCACAUUACUCCAAGGGAAGCCCCUGCUCAAAGCCCAUCAUUAGGCCUCUGAUUGUACAGAAUUUUUGGUUCUUCCAUUUCUUCAUUUGCUCCUUGGUGGUUAUAGUGGCAGAAGGUAAGUCAAUGUUUCAUUCCUUUAUUCCUACUGCUCCCUUCUGAGGGUGGGUUUGUGGCUUCAGAGCCCAUGAGGCCUUUUGGGUACGACCCCUUAGGAGAACCACCCAUCUCUGGUCAGACUUGGCAUCAAAAGGAGAAAAGGACCAGUGUUGGCUCAAGAAUGAAGCUCCCCUUGACUUGCUCCUUUAACAGGCAGGUUCAAAUGCUUGACAUGAGAAAGUCUGAUUUCACUUAGCUCAGUAAUAAUGUCCUCGAUGUUGCCAAGCUAGGGAUCAUUGGUCUGCUGCUCCCUCCCCGGGGUUUGAGGAUACACACAGCCUGAAGGCCAAGAGCAACUUGAAAGGUCUUUGCUGUCUCAUACAUUGUCUCAAAAAGAAAUGUAAAUAUUUUUAUUCUAUCCAAUAUUAUCUGCAUUGUUUUUAAUAUAAAGAUGUUUUACAUUGCCCACUUUUUUUGCCUGAAGAAAAAAAAGACUUCCAAGUAAAGAUGAUCCCGGAAAA